Colletotrichum fioriniae is the source of this 1407-nucleotide messenger RNA. Lineage: Eukaryota; Fungi; Ascomycota; Sordariomycetes; Glomerellales; Glomerellaceae. The record is from RefSeq and is a predicted model, not a curated record.
AUGAGCCGCGCCAGCAGUCGAUCGUCAGACCGGCCGGCCUCGGCCGACCUCUCUGGCAGCAUCUACCUCAUCACCUCCGAUGGCAAGACACUCAAGCUACCCAUGCCAAGUAACUCACCCUACGACCCGUUGAACUGGAGUUUGCCGAAGCGACUCGUCGCCAUGGGAGUACUCAUACUAUACUCGAUUGUUUCCAUGCUGGAGACGCAAGCUGCCAGUUUAAUGUAUAAAUCUCUCGCUGUCGAGUUCAACGGACAGGGGUUCUCGGCCGGGUUGAGCCUGAGUGCGUCCAUCUUGAUUGUCAUUGACUUGACUUUCAUCGACGAGCGCCCUAAUGCUCUAGGCAUGUUCUGGAGUAUCGGGUGCGGCGGUGGCCUUCUGUCCCUCCGCAUCGUCCCGGCACUCGCGGCCCCGGGAUGGAGAAGCUUCUAUACCGCAUGGCUCGUACCUUGUCUCGCCGUAUUCAUUUGCGCCUUCUUCUUCCUGCCCGAGACGUACUUUGUCCGGCCAGCCGUUGCCUUCGACGGCCACAUCCUCGUCCAGGGUGGUUCGGAAAAGGUCAAGAUGUAUGACGACUGGGAAGAGCUGCCAGGCGGAAAGACCAGCGAGGUAAUCCAGCCCGAGGCUGCACCCGAGACGGUCUGGCAAGGCAUGAUCAGGCGAUGGGGAGUGCGCAAGAGCGGUGCAGGGUUCCGGGAGAUGUGGACGUGCUAUGUGCAGACAAUGCUCUGCGCGUGCAAUCCCCUCGUUUUCUGGGUCGCGAUCCUCAACGCCCUCAACUUUGGCGCAAUGAUCUUCAUUGGCGAAACGUACGCGGUGGUCAUGUCCCAGCCGCCGUACAACCUUCCCGAGCGUGUCAUCUCCAUGGUCAACCCUGUCUCGGCGAUCGGUUCCCUUCUCGCCUGGCCCGUGUCGACCAUCCUGACUUCGCGUGUUGCUCGUCGUUUGACGCUCCGCAACGGCGGAAUCCGAGAUGCGGAACACUACCUCAUCGCCUUUCUCCCCGCCGUCCUCGCUGGUGCGGGCAGUAUCUUUCUGUACGGCUUUACCGUGCACUACAAAUGGAGCUUCAUCUGGAUCUUUGUCUCCUACCUCAUCAACGCCUUCAGCGCGGCUGCAUACGGCAUCGCUUCAACGCUCUGGGUAACGGAAGCUUUCCCUCGCUGGGCGGCGCCAGCCAUGGUCAUUGUCGGCGGAGCGGGGUACAUGUUGAGCUUUGCGACGAGCUACGCUGUUACACCAUGGCUUAGGUCACAAGGCUACCUGGGCGCCAACUUCGAAUUGGGUGCUAUCCUCCUCGUCGUGGGCGGCGUUGCUGUACCCCUUGCUUUCUGGGGAAAGAGUUUGCGACAGUACAUUGAUGGCCGGUGGGGUGUUUCGGAAGCUGGAGCGUUGCGUCCGCAAUAG